This is a messenger RNA of Puccinia triticina, 2421 nucleotides long. RefSeq lists its product as uncharacterized. Gene Ontology annotation, cellular component: VCP-NPL4-UFD1 AAA ATPase complex; membrane. The record is from RefSeq and is a predicted model, not a curated record. Gene Ontology annotation, molecular function: polyubiquitin modification-dependent protein binding. Gene Ontology annotation, biological process: protein transport. Lineage: Eukaryota; Fungi; Basidiomycota; Pucciniomycetes; Pucciniales; Pucciniaceae. Bases 1 to 2421 code for a protein of 806 amino acids. The transcript is spliced from 13 exons.
AUGGCUGGCCAUCAUGAAAACCCAUUCCAGGAUCCAGUAGCCGAGCACCAUGGACUAGAUGGCAAUCCAUUCGAAGACCCCAGCGUUCAGGGAGCACUAGGCUCGCAUGCAGCUUACCAGGAAAGCACUGGAUACGACCUUGAUUCAGGCCACGAUUCAGCCCACCAUCCAACACCGGGUACCUCAACAACUGUUGUCAGUGGCCGAAGCGACGAUACGGCCGCUCGCUUAGCUGAGAUCAAACGCAAGGAGGCUGAGCUCGAACAGCGCGAACGCAAUCUAGGAUCUAGAGAAGAACACGUAAAAAAUUAUGGCAAAAAUAAUUGGCCGCCAUUUUAUCCUCUGUUCUAUCAUGACAUUAACGAAGAGAUUCCAAUGGAGAAGCGGGCCGACGUCACAACAAUCUUUCGAGGAUGGCUCUUCUUGGUUAUUGUAUUAGGAUGGAACAUGAUCACCUCAAUCUUCCUCCUGACAAGUGGGGCCUCAAAUGGUGGUGCAGAUCUGGGCUCGGGAAUCUUCUACUUUCCAGUCAUCACAAUUCUUUCCUUUCUGCUAUGGUAUAGGCCCGUGUACAAUGCCUAUGCGAAAGAACACUCCAUCUUCUAUCUCCUAUACUUUGUCUUUGGAGGCUUCCACGUGGCAUUUUGUUUUUACAUGCUGAUAGGAAUCCCAGGCACCGGGUCAGCAGGCCUAAUUAACACAAUUGCGGCUUUUGGCAGAGGGAGCAUCUUCACCGGUGUUUUCGGGGUUAUUGCCACUGGAGGAUGGGCGAUCCUAGCUCUGGGUAACGCAUGGAUGUGGAAAGCGGUCUGGAAACACUGGCACGAUAAGGGCCACACCUUCGAUCAGGCUAAAAGCGAAUUCGCGACUACUGGUCUCAAGGCUUAUUUUGGUAGCGGCAAAAGGUAUGCGCCCUCUUCCUCCUUUGUCCGUUCACAUCUACCCCCAUGUGGUUCAAAUUUUGACCUUCUUUUGCCACGAGCACGACAGCUCUCACCAACCAAAAACAUCGACAUCCAAAGCACAAAGAUGGACUACUACGAUGACGAGGACCCGAUGUUCGAAGCUGAAGAUGUAGUCGACCCUCCAGCCCAACCGACGAACCGCAACAAUAACGGGCGCCGGAUGGGCGAUGGCUUCGGGGGUAUACUCAACUCAUUCAACGGAAUCGAACGAGGAUUCGGAAUGCACACCGAUUGGCCACACGUCGGAAACCAGAUGAUGGGAUACGGAGGCCAUCCCACAAUGAGGCCUCCCGCUCGAGCAUUCUCUAAAACUUACAAAGCUUAUUCUACUGCCAUCUUGGAGAUCAAACAAGGUCGGGGUGAACGAACUGGUGGAAGGAGCAAUGUGAUGCAUGGUGGAAAAAUAAUCAUGCCACAGGACGCUCUCGUUCAAUUGACGGAAAUGGAUAUGGAAUCGCCCUUUAUGUUUGAGAUUCGGAAUUCUUCCCCGGCCAAGAAGGAUCUGUUCACUCACUGCGGGGUCUUGGAAUUCAUAGCCGAUCCAGGAACUGUGCACUUACCUCAAUGGAUGAUGACACGUUUAGAGCUAAAUGAAGGCGAUUCAAUUAAGCUCACCGGUGCACGCUUACCCAAAGGAAAGUUCGCUAAGGUGCAAGCUCAGAGUACUCUGUUCUUAGAACUGGGUGAUCACAAAGCUGUACUCGAGACUGCCCUACGGAAUUUCUCGUGUCUUACCAAAGGGGAUAUCAUUGAAAUCUACCACAAUAUGAUGACGUUUGAAAUUUUGAUCAUGGAGCUCAAGCCUGAUGACACGCCGGGCGUUAGUAUUUUCGAAACCGACCUCGAGGUUGAUUUUGCCGCACCAUUGGGAUACGUCGAACCGACCCCGGUACCGAGGGCACCCCCGGCGACGAUGGCCUCAAAAAUGAACAUCGACACAUCGGGUACCGAAUCAGUCGAUGCUCGUGGAAGCGCGGCAGGAGGUGCCCACGCUGCUGGUGGUCCAGCCACCUGGGAGGCUUUCAAAGGUGGAGGCCGGACGAUGGGCGGCAAGAUUGUCAAGGGGAAAGGCGUCCAGAAGAAGAAGAUCGAACAGGUCGACUCAAGUAGUAAGAUCUUCCGGACUGAUGUCCAAAGGAUCGUCACUGCGGACACUCAGAUUGGCGACAGACAAGUGCCAGCUAGGUUGGACUUGCCAUUUGGCACGUUAUUCUUUGGAUUCAGUGCCAAGCCGUUCGAACCUGCCAAAGCCGAUGGUGAAGGAGCAGGAGGGUCGGCGGCCCCGUUUGCCAAGGUCUCCAGUAGCGGCAACACCUUAUCUGGCCGGUCUCAAUCAAUUGCCGAUGCCCAGGAACCAUCUACAUCAUCAUCAGUCACCCCUCAAGCUUUCUCUGGAGAAGGCCAUUCACUCAGUAAAGGUAAAUCUAAAAACAAAGUGAUUGUUAUUGAUGAUUGA